Amoebophrya sp. A25 is the source of this 280-nucleotide messenger RNA. The record is from the annotation of a GenBank genome assembly. Lineage: Eukaryota; Dinophyceae; Syndiniales; Amoebophryaceae.
UGACACCACACGGGGCCACUGGUUCAGCAUGGUGCGCCGCUGUGUGUAAGUACUGCUGUCCUUGUUCGUUGAUGUGUCUUCUCUUGCGUAUGAGUCUGAUGCGGUCUGAUCUGAUUCGGAUGCGCUGCAAGUGCUAGCAAUACAAUGGCAACGCCUUGCGUUGUAGAGAGGGCCUACGAUGUUGCUACUCGUCUGGUCUCAGGCUGGGCUUGACUUCGAUCCCGUUCCUUUAGUGUAUUGUAUAAAUAUAGAAGAGCACCUGUUUAAAUGCUGGAGGUAG